AAUAUUUGCACUGAAAUAAAAUUGGCUUCACGUUCUCCUUAAACCUUUACUGUUUAAGUUAAUAAUAAACCUAGAGUUCUACUGUAUAAGAAGUCCAAAAGUGCACAUUAUAAACCCUAAUUUCUGUGUGGGGUGAAGGAUAGAUUAGGGCUCAAAGCAGCCGCAGAGGUUGUUGUCGAAGACAGGAGAGGCAAAGAUGGUGCAGAGACUAACAUACCGCAGGCGCCACAGCUACCAUACUAAAUCAAAUCAAACACGGAUUGUGAAAACCCCUGGCGGGAAGUUAAUCUACCAGACCGCCAAGAAGAGGGCCAGCGGACCCAAAUGCCCGGUUACUGGCAAGAGGAUUCAAGGGAUUCCGCAUCUCAGGCCUGCUGAAUACAGGGUGAGCAGGUUGAAAAGGAGCAGGAGGACUGUUAGCAGAGCCUAUGGCGGGGUUUUGACUGGUUCAGCCGUACGAGAAAGGAUCAUCCGAGCCUUCCUUGUUGAGGAACAGAAAAUUGUUAAGAAGGUUUUGAAGAUCCAGAAGUCUAAGGAAAAGACUACUAAGAGUUAGAAUUGGGGAUGUUAUAGAAUAGCAAGUAUAACAUGCAAUUUUCCCUAAUCGAGAUCAAUUGUGGAAACCAAGUAUUUUGGUAAAUGUUGAGAAAAGCAGUUUGUUUUUGUUUUGCCUAAUGAAUGUAUGGGUAGUUGUGAUCAUACUUAUUAUUCCCUUUACUCAUGGAGGGCUUGAGCCUUCCUGUUAGUUUGAAGACCAACAUGUUUUUGUUAAUCAUUUACAUAACUAUUUUUUUAAUUUCAAGUGGGUUUGAUGUGUUC
Messenger RNA from Cryptomeria japonica (Japanese cedar), 819 nucleotides. Its product is annotated as large ribosomal subunit protein eL34. The transcript has 4 exons. Lineage: Eukaryota; Viridiplantae; Streptophyta; Pinopsida; Cupressales; Cupressaceae. Gene Ontology annotation, molecular function: structural constituent of ribosome. Bases 197 to 556 code for a protein of 119 amino acids. The record is from RefSeq and is a predicted model, not a curated record. Gene Ontology annotation, cellular component: ribosome; cytosolic large ribosomal subunit. Gene Ontology annotation, biological process: translation; ribosome biogenesis.